Anastrepha obliqua is the source of this 2415-nucleotide messenger RNA. RefSeq names its product histone-lysine N-methyltransferase E(z) (gene E(z)). NCBI's taxonomy places the organism in Eukaryota, Metazoa, Arthropoda, Insecta, Diptera, Tephritidae. The coding region runs from base 96 to 2336 and encodes 746 amino acids. Gene Ontology annotation, biological process: chromatin remodeling. The transcript has 9 exons. Gene Ontology annotation, molecular function: protein binding; histone H3K27 methyltransferase activity. The record is from RefSeq and is a predicted model, not a curated record.
CCGCCACUAAUUUUAUUUUUCUAAUGUCUUCAUACUGCAAAAUUGUCUGAAUUGUCUUUUAAAUAUUAUUAUUGAUUAUUGAUUAUUUAUGAAAAAUGAGUUCAACAAAAGUUCCAUUAGAAUGGAAGCGACGUGUUAAAACGGAAUACAUGAAAAUUAGGCAACAAAAGCGCUAUAAGCGAGCCGACGAAAUUAAGGAAGCUUGGAUUAAAAAUUGGGAAGAGCAUAACUACAAUGUACAAGACCUCUAUUGCGAGCCUAAAGUGUGGCAUGCGCAGCCUUAUGAUCCGCCACAUUUAGAUUGCAUAAAACGAGCCGAGGUGUCCGGCUACAACGGCGCUGGUCCGCAGCGAGUGCCAAUUUGUGUAAUAAAUGCUGUUACACCAAUACCCACAAUGUACACCUGGGCUCCGACUCAGCAAAAUUUCAUGGUAGAAGAUGAAACAGUUUUGCACAAUAUUCCGUACAUGGGGGAUGAAGUACUGGACAAGGAUGGAAAAUUCAUUGAGGAGCUAAUAAAAAAUUAUGAUGGCAAAGUGCACGGAGACAAGGACCCUUCUUUUAUGGACGACGCAAUCUUUGUUGAACUGGUGCACGCUUUAAUGCGGAACUACACUAAAGAGGAAGAAACAUCGUCCAGUGUUGCUGGAGGGGGGCAAAUAAAAUCGGAAACAAUAAAGGGGGACACGGUUACUAAAGACGAUAAAGACAAAGACAAACUUAAGGAUUCAACUAUCAAUGUGAAGAAUGUGAAAACAGAGGAAGAUACUAAUAUCCAGAAGAAGGAAGAUAUGGAGGUAAAGGAGAAGCUUCCGUUUCCUGCUCCAAUUAUUUUUCAAGCCAUUAGCUCCAACUUCCCAGAUAAAGGAACGCCACAGGAAUUAAAGGAAAAAUAUAUUGAGCUCACUGAACACCAGGACCCAGAGAGACCACAAGAAUGUACUCCUAAUAUUGAUGGGGAAAAGGCCGAAAGUGUGUCUCGAGAGCGGACUAUGCAUUCAUUUCACACAUUAUUCUGCCGACGGUGUUUUAAAUAUGACUGCUUUCUACACCGUCACCAAGCGAACGGUCUUCAGGUCGGCCAUGCUGGGCCGAAUUUACAAAAGCGUCGUUUUCCUGAGCUAAAACCAUUUACGGAUCCCUGUAGCAAUGCCUGCUAUAUGUUGCUGGACGGCAUGAAGGAAAAAUUGGCUGCUGAUAGUAAAACACCUCCAAUAGAUUCGUGCAACGAAGCUAGCUCUGAAGACAGCAAUGAUAGUAACAGCCAAUUUAGCAAUAAAGAUUUCAAUGCAGAGAAUGGCAAAGAAAAUAGCAUUGCUGUGAACAGUGCUGUUUCCGCAGAAAUAAGUUCUAUAAUGGCUGGGAUGAUGAAUACAACAAACACAAAGUGUGACUGGACCGGCGCUGAUCAGUCUCUAUUUCGGACAUUACACAAAGUAUUUUUGAAAAACUACUGCGCUAUUGCUCAAACUAUGCUAACGAAAACAUGUCAACAAGUGUACGAGUUUGCUCAAAAAGAGGAGGCUGAAUUUUGUAUUGAAGAGUUGCGUCAAGAUUAUACACCACCAAGAAAGAAGAAGAAGAAGCAACGAUUGUGGUCGCUCCAUUGCCGCAAAAUACAAUUGAAAAAGGAUUCGUCGUCGAAUCAUGUGUAUAAUUACACGCCGUGCGAUCAUGCCGGCCCAUGCGAUAUGAAUUGCUCUUGCAUACAGACACAGAACUUUUGUGAAAAAUUCUGUAACUGCAGUAGUGACUGUCAAAAUCGUUUUCCUGGGUGUCGUUGUAAGGCACAAUGUAACACAAAACAAUGCCCUUGCUAUUUGGCGGUGCGUGAGUGUGACCCAGAUUUAUGCCAGGCCUGUGGGGCCGAUCAGUUUAAGCUGACGAAAAUCACUUGCAAAAAUGUUUGCGUUCAGCGCGGAUUGCACAAACACUUACUAAUGGCACCCUCCGAUAUAGCCGGUUGGGGUAUAUUUCUCAAAGAAGGAGCUCAGAAAAAUGAGUUUAUCUCGGAGUAUUGUGGCGAAAUUAUUUCACAGGAUGAAGCCGAUCGUCGAGGCAAAGUUUAUGACAAGUAUAUGUGUUCAUUUCUGUUCAACCUCAACAACGAUUUUGUGGUAGAUGCAACACGUAAGGGUAAUAAGAUACGCUUUGCUAACCAUUCUAUAAAUCCGAAUUGUUACGCCAAAGUAAUGAUGGUAACCGGCGAUCAUAGGAUCGGAAUAUUUGCCAAGCGAGCGAUUCAACCUGGAGAAGAGUUGUUCUUUGACUAUAGAUAUGGACCCACAGAACAGCUAAAGUUCGUGGGCAUAGAAAGAGAAAUGGAAAUUGUCUAAUUUUAAAAUACAAAUAUGUAUUCAUCUUUUGAAAUAUCAUUAAACAUAUUUUUAAAUACAAUGUUCUUAUACUGAAGCA